Molecule: messenger RNA, 2854 nt
Organism: Chara braunii
Lineage: Eukaryota; Viridiplantae; Streptophyta; Charophyceae; Charales; Characeae
Source: the annotation of a GenBank genome assembly
GUCUACGUGGUGAGGUUUGGAACCACUAACCCGGUUGUACACUUAUCACCAUGUUUGAGACCCGUAGUGGGACGGAGACUAGUCCCUACACCCCUGAGCAGCAAGCAAAGAUGGCCGCCUUAGUGAAAGAGAACAAGGAGAGAAAAGAGUGCGAGAAGCAGGCGAAGCUAAAGGCUAUCGCAGAUGAGCAGGCGGCGAAGUUGAAGAGGUUGGAGGAGGAGAUGAAGAGGGUACAACAGGAGGAGGAAGAAAGAAGGAAGGCUGCUGAAGCAGRAGCGGCAGCAGAAGAAGAGAAAGAGAGAAUGCGAAUUGAGAGUGGGGAAGGGAGUAGUGGUGGAACGUUGAACUGGGAGACAGAUACUGAGCUGGAGAGGAAGAUCAGCGAGUGGUCCGGGUUCAGGGAUUUUGCACGUGAAAUCGUCACCCACAUUGGGGGCGAAGUCAAACAGUUGAGGGACAAUGUAGGGAAGUUUUGUGAGGGCGCCAUUCAGGGUGCCAAAGCUGCAGCCGCUGUAGAAGGAGAGGUCAGACCCCAUAAGGACCCAGUGAAACUUAAGUUCCCAGACGCGUACGGGGGAAAGAAGGACGAGAACUUUGACAACUGGGAGGCCAGUGUCAAUAGUUACAUUUAUUUACAGCAUAUCCUGGUAGAGGAGCAAAUCCUCGUGGCCUUCCAGGCCCUCAAAGAUGAAGCGGCUAGCUUUGUCAGGUCUCUUGCGCAUACAGUCGGUUGUGAAAACAACCUGGUUGCAUAUUCCAAAGUCACUCCUCUUUCCCAAUUCCUCAAACUCCUCAAGGAGCGGUUCGCUGACCCAACGCGAGGCAUUAGGGCCUCUGAUAAGCUCCAAACGAUCCACUCCCGACAGUGGAGGAGUGCCAAGGCACUCAAGGGUACUAUGGACGACUUGGUAGCCGUCCCAGAUAACAGGGUCACUGAGCCCCAGCUGGUCCAGUUGUUUUAUCGUGCCAUUCCAGAGGCCCUACGCGGGCAUUUCUUUGACAAAUCUCAACAGGCCGGCAUGACUUACGAUGCAUUGAGUAGAGAAGUCGUCCUGUAUAAGUCAAAGUCUAUGCCAGUUACCACUUUCUGGCAUAAGGACCUGAAGAAGGGGAAGAAGUGGAAAGAUCGUACCAUCUCGGGCCAAGUCAAGGCCAAGGAUCGCUUGAUCCUGACAUUAGAGGAGGGUGGUACAGAAGAGGUUCCAUAUGAUCAGAUUGAGUGGGGCCUAGGGGAGGAGUACAGUAGUGUAGGGCAGGGGAGGUCUUACGCUGCUGUCGCGGCCGGAGGGAGGCCGCAAGGUAGAGGAGGAGGCCAGGGCCAAAGGGGCCAGGCCAUGGGAGAUCGAGGACCGGACGCACAGGGGGUUGGCGGACAGGGAAACCGCCAAGCGGGAGGUAGGGGUCAAGGUCCCCCGUUAAAUCGCCAGGGUAACCGGUCCCCACAACGAGGAGGUGGAAGGGCGCCUCAAGGAGGAUGGCACCCAGGCUUGCCACAGGGCAGGCCCUGGGAAGAUCUGGGCUUGGACAAGCGCUUAUGGCACGAACGCGUGAACCUGGGUCAGUGCAUGUUCUGUGGUGACCCGGCGCACGUCUUGGAGAAGCUUAGAGAGGCUAACUUCAAGAUCAACGCGAAGAAGUGCGAGUGGGCCAAGACGCAAGUUUUGUACUUGGGCCACGUAUUUGUUGGAGUUGGCAUUAAGCCAGAGGACAGCAAGAUCGCGGCGAUUAGAGAUUGGCCGACACCCCGCACAUUGACAGAGUUGCGGUCGUUCCUAGGCUUAGCUAACUACUAUAGGAAGUUCGUGAGGAACUUCUCCAAUAUCGCCGCUCCCUUGCGCCGAUUGCUGAAGAAAGAGGCAAUCUGGCAAUGGGACAAAGACUGUACGUUUGCGCUCAAGAAGCUAAAGCGCGCGUUAAUAGAGUAUCCUGUCCUCAAAGUUGCAGAUCCGUCUUUGCCAUUUGUCGUCAUCACGGAUACGAGUCAGUAUGGGAUAGGCGCCGUGUUGCAGCAAGACGACGACAAUGGCUAUAGACCUGUAGAGUUCAUGUCAGCGAGGAUGCCCUGUGAAAAGGUUGCUGCCUCCACGUACAAGAGAGAACUCUACGCUCUUAGGCAGGCUUUAGAUCAUUGGAAGCACUACCUGCUUGGGAGGCACUUCAAAGUGUAUUCGGACCACGAAACGCUUAGAUGGUUAAAGACUCAGGCCAAGAUGACACCUAAGUUGACUAGGUGGGCCGCAGAGAUAGACCAAUUCGACUUUGAGCUCAAGCCAGUGAAGGGCAAGUACAACGUAGUUGCAGAUGCUCUGAGUAGGAGAUUAGACUACUUUGGAGUUGUAGUACACUAUCUGGAUAUAGGGAGAGACCUGCAGGAGAAAGUGAGGCAAGCAUAUGCGCAGGACCCUAUCUAAAGCGACCUCCUAAAGAGAGUUAGAGAGGCCCCAGAGACUGAACCAGAUUACCACACUACAGACGGGUUAUUGUUUGAGAAGACUAAUGUGUUUGACCGCCUGUGCGUUCCCAACAGCGAAGAGAUCCGCAGUUUGAUUUUAGAGGAAUGCCACGAUACUGAAGGGCAUUUCGGUUGGCAAAAAACAUUAGCCAAACUGAUGCGUGCAUAUACCUGGCCAGGAAUGAAGAAUGACUGCAUAGAGUAUGUCCGCAGUUGUAAAGUGUGCAAGAGGAAUAAGUCUACUACACGCGCGCCCCUAGGUCUUCUCAGACCCUUGCCUAUUCCGGAUCAGCUGGGAGACUGAGUGUCCAUAGACUUCAUGGACACCCAAGUCAAGAGUAGACAUGGUAAGAGCCAAGUCAUGGUCGUAGUGGACCGUUUUAGUAAAUAUGCAGUUUUCGU